AUGCCUGCUGGACGACCCCAGGUCAACAUGGAGCCCUAUAAGGACCAAGUCAUUGUUCUCCUGACCCAAAAUACACCUAUUAAUGUCAUACUAGACAUGUUGCACCAAAAUCAUGGUCUCCAAAUCUCUCCCAGAACAUUCAAGCGCCGUACGCAGGCCUGGUGUAUCCAGCGACGAGCACCCACAGGCAUCACCAAUAACAGACCCUUACAAAUACGCGUCGAGACACUCAUCUGUGAGGGUAAUCUGUCUCCGAAAGAGAUACUCGAAGUUCUCGCCCGUGAUGGCACUCCUAUCUCCAAUGACUCACUUAAGCAAAUCCGUAGGCGGCUUGGUAUACGCCUUCGCAUUGAUGAUAAGGACGAGCAGCGUCAGCAGAAGGACGAGAUACUAGAGGUACUGGAGGAGGAACAAGGCUUUGGGCUUAUUGAAGGGUACGGACGGGGUCAUCUUUAUGCCCACUUACGCCGUCAUGGGCAUAUCUAUGCGAGAGACCGAAUCUUCGAUAUUUGGUGCUCUUUGCGCCCUGAUGCUCUUGAGCGUCGUUCGACCAAUCUCCAGAGGUCGCGUGGUGCCUAUCAAUGCCCUGGGCCAAACUUUGUAUGGCACAUUGAUGGAUAUAUGAAGCUAGAGCCUUGUGGGAUCGAGAUAUAUGCUGCGAUUGAUGGAUAUUCGCGUUAUGUUACCUGGUUCUAUGUUGGUAUAAGCACGCGAACUAGUUUCAGCGUUCUCCGUCAAUAUAUAGAUACAUUAUCGGCUACUGGCUUCCAACCGCGCACUAUCCGCUCCGACCUAGGCACUGAGACGAUGCUGAUCGCCGAUGCUCACUAUGCCUUACGGAAAGCCAUUGAUAUCGAUCCAAGGCUUCAGUUUUCUGACUGCUUUUGGUAUGGCCGUAGUGUCCAAAAUCAACGCAUCGAGUCCUGGUGGGGACAGCUUACAAGCUCUAUGAAUUUCGUGUGGCGUAAGCUCUUUAUUUGGCUACAGGACCAGGGCCACUUUCAGGCGACUAUCCCUGACCAGAUUGCUCUUCUUGCUGUAUAUAUACCUUCUAUUAAGGACACAUGCGCGGAAUUUGUACUGACAUGGAACUCCCAUCGUAUAAGGAAGCAGAAAGGACGCCCCUAUAGUGUUCCAGGCAAGCCAUGGAUGAACUACUACUAUCCAGGGCAGGAUACUGAUGGACAGGAUAUCAAGGAUUACCAGCACACGCUUGACCCUACUUUGCUUAGUGCUAUACGAUAUGACGUGGGUGGCUGGGAUGCUAACGAAUAUCUCCCCACGCAUACUAUGGAAUGGUGCCAUACUCAGCUGCUACAAAUGCAGUUUGACCCUGAAAGGCCACCAGCACGAGACGGCACCCGCCCAUAUGUGGAGAUCUACCUUCGGCUACGAGAGCGAGCCGUCUAUCAUACCCAAAUAGGUGCUAUUCCAAUCCUAUCACUGUGCGAGAAGCCCACUAUGUCUUCUGAUUGGGCAUAA
This is a messenger RNA of Penicillium manginii, 1482 nucleotides long. RefSeq lists its product as uncharacterized. The transcript has 2 exons. Lineage: Eukaryota; Fungi; Ascomycota; Eurotiomycetes; Eurotiales; Aspergillaceae. The record is from RefSeq and is a predicted model, not a curated record. Bases 1 to 1482 code for a protein of 493 amino acids.